Messenger RNA from Folsomia candida, 1061 nucleotides. RefSeq lists its product as uncharacterized. The coding region runs from base 35 to 559 and encodes 174 amino acids. The record is from RefSeq and is a predicted model, not a curated record. Lineage: Eukaryota; Metazoa; Arthropoda; Collembola; Entomobryomorpha; Isotomidae. The transcript has 3 exons.
UCCACUCUUUAAGCGGCCAAAUCUCGGCGCAAAAAUGUACAAGGUACUCGUCUUGCUCGCUAUAUUCGCAGGCGUUGCAAAUUGCUAUGUUGCAAUUGAACGAAAGGAUGUGUCGGUCCUGGGCGGGAUAGGAAUUCCAGAAAUUCCAGAAACUCCAGAAUUCCCAGAUUUUCCAGAAUUCCCAGGCUUGCCUCCAAUUCGAAAUUGCGGAGGUGUCAGUACUCUUAUCGACUUCAAGAUAAGUGGCUGGGAUGGAGAUGAAUAUUUUAAUCCUGGACAGACUUAUAAUUGCGAGUUUACAUUUAUGCCAAGUAAAAGCGCUGCUGGACCUGUCCGUUACAAACAAGAAUAUUGCUUUAACGACGGUUCCUGCAAGGAAAUUUUUAAUUCCGAGUUACCAAAUUCGUCCCUUCAACCUGGAUUCACCACCACGCUCAAGUUUGGCUUCGUCCCGAACGACAUAUUAUCCGGACAAGCAAUAGAGAUCAAAACUUUGCUCGUGCACUCGACUAACCUCCUGGUUGAGAUUUGUGUGGCUUUGGAAAUUAAAAUUCGCUGACCUUUAUAAUAGCAGAGGGCGGAUAUGUAUUUCGUUGAAAAUCGCUGAAAUAUGCAUUCAAUAUUUUUAAAAACGGAAAAAUACGAAAUAUGUACAUAAAAAUAUGAAAUUUGUAUUUUGAAUUUAAUGCUCUGGAUUUUGUGUGGUCAUAUUUCUUUGAGAAAAAACUUUCGGUCCACAUAUCGUACAUAUAUUUACAAAAAAAUGUAAGUAUAUAUUUUUGAAAGACUAUGUAAAAGAUUUACGUAUUUCCAAGGUCCUGAAUUUUACUUAGUUACGUGUCUACAUAAGGUUAGCUCAUUUGAUGGUAAAUUUUGUGACCGAGAGCUUGGGACGAGUUUGGGAUUAUUUUUGGAAAAAAAUUCGUUGCCACGCGAAGUUAAGGCCGUUUUCAUGUAAAUUUAUAAAAUAUUUAUAAAAUUGACGCCUUUUCUAUGGCACCGAGCCAUGAAAGCGGUGUAAAUUAAUCGUGGUCACUACCGGCGAUGACAAUCUAAAUCAU